UUAAGAUUUAUAUGAUACACUUAUCUUAUACCAUGAUAAAGAUUAUUGUCCGUGCUAUAAAUUAAUGAUAUCAGAAAAUUAUUAACCUUAAAAUAUCGUAUGUGAAAAUCAUAAUAAAUACAUAGCAUGUGUAAAUUGUGUAUUUUCUUAUUUUUAAUUUUUAUAAAGUGAAAUAUUUAAAUAUACUGACUUACUAUGGAAGAUAUUUCCGAUGUGCUGAAUAAAAAAGAAGCCUCAGACAGAGCAUCACAACUCAGCGUGACUGUAUCCAAGAUAUUAGAACCUGAAAUUGAUUUAGGUACAUUACUUUGUUUUGAUUCAAAUGAUUUUGACACCAAACAACUCAGGUAAUAAAAAUUAUUUCAUCUUACAUAGGUACAUUUUAUAAUAUAAUAUUUCAAUUAAUAUAGGUCAGAUCAAGAAGCAUAUUUAACAGAUGAAACUAGAAAUAAUGUACAGUUAAUAAUUAACCAAUUAUUUGAAUUGCCUAUGAAAAAUGAAGAUGGAUACAUGUAUGUAGAUUUACCAGAACCCAGGUACAAUUUACCUCGUGAAAAACCGUUACCAGCGCCUAAAGCACUGACUAAAUGGCAGAAAUUUGCUAUUGAAAAAGGAAUUAAGAAAACACCCAAACCUAAAUCAACAUGGGACGAUAUUUUACAGGUACUUGUUUUUACUUAAUAGAAACUCUUUAUAACCACAGUGAAAAGAUUAGUAACAUUUGUUUGCAUUAGCUAUUUGAUACUUAAUAAGUAUAAACUGAUUUGUUUCUUAUAAUUAUAUGUAUAUAUAUUUUUUUUUAAUAAAGUCAGACCAAAAAUACCCGUUUAAAGUCCAGCUUUUGGGAUAAAAAAAAGUCAAAGUAUCCAAAAACUCUGAAAAUAUUUAUUAUCCGUACAAUUUCUUGCGAUUUAAGUUAUCUUAAUAGUAUAAUAUAUUAUAGUUGUCUCAUUCUAUUAGAAAUGGAUACCGACUUAUGGUUACAAAAAAGCUGCUGCAGAAAAAGAUAAGGAUUGGAUUUUGGAAGUACCUGGAAAUGCUGCAGAUCCAAAUGUUGAUUUGUUUGCUCAAAAGAGAGAAGCAAAAAAAGAACGUGUAGCUAAAAAUGAAUACCAAAGAUUACGUAAUAUAGCUGCUACACGUAAGAUAAAAGUGCCCUCUGUUGGAUUGCCACCUUUGGAAGGAACAUUGCACUCGAAUCAGGUAAUUUUUAAAGAACUUAUUAUAUGAUUAAGAUAUUUUUUCCACAUUAUUUACAAUUUGAUUGACUAUAUACUUAUUGAAUAAUAUUUAUAGUUAAAAACUGCUGUGGAUGUUGCAAAAAUUUCAACUGCUUCAGUUGGUAAAUUCCAGCCUAAGUUAAGCAAAGAAGUUGUGUCAGUUAAAAAAAAUAUACCUGGAUUGAAAAAAGAAAAACUUCCAGCUAAGGUAUUAUUAUUAAUUAAUGAUUAUGAUAGUAUAAUUAUACAAAUAAAUUUCAAAUUUUAUACAAUAGAUUUCAUUCAAUAAUCCUAUAGUCAUAAAAUAUUCAAAACCAAAUAAACACGAUAAUUGCUUUAAGGAAACAUAAAAUUGUCUACUUAGUAUAUUUAAAAAUUAUUUUUAGAUGAUAUUAAUUGCUCAUUUUUUGUAUACCACAUCAAUAAGAUGUUUAACUUGUUGGAUACAAAGUUGUUGUUGCAUGGUUCUGUCUAUUUUAUUUAAUCUAAUGGUAUUAUUAUCUAAGAGUUAAAUAAAUAAUUUAAUUAGGUUUAACAAAAAUUUAAAUAUUUUAAAGUUCUUCUAAAGGGAUCUAAAUAGCUUAGAUUUUCUCGAAUAUCUUGAUCUUCGUGGGUCAUUUAGUGACACUCUAGUUAACUAUAUCCCCAUGGCUAAUUUAGAUCUUCGUGUGCGGCCAUUAAGAUCCUUUAGACCUAAAUGACACAAAAAAGAAAUAAAUGUUAGACGAUCUAAAUGUUUACUAAAUGAUAAUUUUCCGGCUAUCAUAUUUGUUUAAACAAAUUUAUAUAGAAAAGCUACAUUCAAUUUAAUUUUAUUCCUGUAUUUUACACUCGGCUGAACAUCUGCAAUAUUAUUUUUUAAAUUUGUAUUAUGUUCUGUUGGUUUACCUUAUCAAAUAUCAAAGUUAAGGAGACACAUAUGCAGUAGCGACACACCCUUUUAAGAUGUUAGCCACAUGAUUGUUGAACAUAAAUAAUAGCUAUGGCUUUUUAUAUAUAUUGUAUAUAACCUGUUAAUAAUAUACUAUACAGUAUAUAAUUUUAGCAUACCCAAAGGAAUAUAGUUUAAAUUUACACAAUAAACUGAUAAUAAUAUUGAUUUCAUAGUGUAAAUUGAAGAAAUAUUCAAUCAUUUUUUCUAUAACUCCUUCUAGUUACUUGUAUCCACACUCAAUAUCAGUUCCCCCAUUUCCUUUUUUAAGCAUAAUAUAUUUAUAAAUAUCCCUAUGAUUAGAACACAUCAAAUAACAAGGGUUUUUCUUUUCCAUGAGUUAUUAUCAUACAAUAAUAUUGUGGACUGUGAUUAUUACUUAUAAACAGGACUUGGAUUUUAUAACACUGACAAACUUAUAAUAUUAGCUAUAACCUAAUAAAUCUUAAAAUAUAUCAAAAACACAGAAAAUAGCAAAAAGAAAAUUCCAAUUUUUUUAUAAUUUGUAAUAUUCUUUUAAAUAUAUAAAUACAAUUGAUAUGAAAUCAUAAAUAAAUCUAUCAAAUGUUCAAUAAGUCUGCUUCACUGAACUACUUAAAAAUAGAUUAUAACAUGAAAUAAAAUUAUUCAUUAAAGUCAUAUGCUUCAUAUUUCACAAAAUGUAUUUUUAUUUGUGUAUUUAUACAAUACUAUUAUUUAUAGAAUGAGGUUAUUUUCCUUUCGUGCCAUGGCAUCAAGGAUUUCAUCAGCAUUAAUAUCGACUUUUUUAUGGAGUGCUAAUAAUGUUAAUCCAUUAAGUCGGUUCUAUAAAUUAAAUAAAAUUAAGUCAAAUAAUGUCAUAAAAUUUAUCAUUUUACCUCUUACUUCAUUCAUUGUAUUUCUUAGAUAAAUUUAAGUCUUUUCAUGAAUGAGAAUGUUCAUUUAGGAGUUGAUGUAGCCACUGGUAUAGUGCAUUAUAUUUAUAAAAAAACUACAAAUAUUGGGGAAAAUAAAUUCACUACAUAAACGCAAAGCAUCUAAAGCUGUUUUGGAAAAUGUAUUAUUUAAUUUAAGUUUUGACUGCCAUAUUUGCAAAUCAGUAGUAAUAAUUUGGACAUCGAUGUCCAGAUAAAAUUUAACAAGUUUUUCGAAUGGUUUAUAUUAAAUAUCAUAAGAAAAUAAACAUUGAAAACCUAAACGAACAACAUAUAUUAAGACAAAUUUUACUUCCAUAAAUAUCUAUUUUAAUUUUAAAAUAUACUUAAAAUGAUUAACGAUUAAACGAUUUAUGAGUCAAAAAUUAUUUAUCAAUUACCACUAAAAUACUAAAUAUCAGUUAUUCUAAAACAAAAAAAGUAAUAAAACAAUACGCCAUUAACUACCCAUUAUUUAGCACUAAAAAAAAAAAAAAAAGGCUAUAUGGAGGAUAUAUCUCCCCCUGUGAAUAUGUACAUGGUUCACCCACCUAUAAUUAUUUAAAUAAAUAAAUUUAUAUACUAAAAUUAUUGAAUAGAACAAGUUAUUUCAGUUGUUAGUUCAUCGUGGGACAUUCUGUAUAUGUCUGAUUUAAGACUGAUAGCACUUAAAAAUCAACAAAAAAGUUUUUAAAAAAUAAUAAAAAUUACUUAACCUACUUUUUUUUUAAACAAAUACUGAUCAAAAAUAAGUAAUUUCAAAUAUUAUGCAAACUCGUGAAUCAUUUUUUGAACUAUACCCUUGGGAUUUUUAUAACUCAGGGGCACAUCAGGAUGUGACAAGUAAACAAAAAUAUACUACUAUGAUUUGGAUAAUAUAAUACUAAACUGAAAUUAUUUGAAAAUCUUAGUGGUAUAAAAAUCUGGGAUUUCGUCAGUGGUUUACAUAAUUAUAAAGUAAUAAUAAAAAACAUUUUAUAUUUUUCAAAGCAUUUUUUUAUUUUAGUAAACUAUAGAAUAAGCAAAAAAAGUCUUUCAAAUUCCAUAAUUGAACUCUAACACGACAUACAAUUUUUAAUGGCUGCUAGAUUUAAUGUCAAGCCAAAAAAAUAAUAAGAAAAUUGUAUAAGUUUCCAAACCCUGAUUGUGACUAUUAUCAUUGAAAACUGUAUUAGUUUAGUUACAUGUGAACUUAAAGAAAAUAUAUAAUAUACUCUUUAUUUAUGAAUUUUUGUUUAGAGUAUGAAAGAAGAAAAAACAACAAGUCUUCAAAUAAUAGAUUCAAUUAAUAACAAAAAACCUAAAUUUAAUUUAGAAAAAGCUGCAAAUAAAGCUAUUCAUGCUGAAGAAGUCCAGUAAGUUCAAUAUUAGUAAAGAAUAAUUAUUAAAACUACUUUUUAUAUAAUAUAUUUUUGUCUAUGUUAUUAGGAGAUUUAGAGAGAAAAAAGAAGGAGGUGAUAAAAAGAAAGGAGGAGGGCGUUCACGUAGCAAGGGAUCAUUUAAAAGACCUACUGCAAAUACUGGCAAGCGUUUAGGAAAACAAAAGGGUGGUCGUAAACGUAGAUAAUUUCUUAAGUAUAUUUUAUUUUUGUUAAUGUUAAAAGUAAUCAAUAAAAUAAAAUUUGAAUAUUGGUUAACAACUUAUUUUUCAUUUUGAAUUGAAUACAUUAACAUGGAAUUAGUAUUUAUAAAUAAUUUAAUUAUAUACAGCAUCUAAGAAAGAAUUCUGUAUUCCGAAAAAUAAUAUAUUACAUGCAAGAGGGUAU
This is a messenger RNA of Cinara cedri, 4810 nucleotides long. The record is from the annotation of a GenBank genome assembly. Lineage: Eukaryota; Metazoa; Arthropoda; Insecta; Hemiptera; Aphididae.